This is a messenger RNA of Oncorhynchus kisutch (coho salmon), 3248 nucleotides long. It is a transcript of the gene yrk, whose product is annotated as Yes-related kinase. The transcript has 13 exons. Bases 822 to 2414 code for a protein of 530 amino acids. Gene Ontology annotation, molecular function: protein binding; protein tyrosine kinase activity; ATP binding. Gene Ontology annotation, biological process: protein phosphorylation. The record is from RefSeq and is a predicted model, not a curated record. NCBI's taxonomy places the organism in Eukaryota, Metazoa, Chordata, Actinopteri, Salmoniformes, Salmonidae.
CUGGAACGUCAAAUUCGGAGUUUCAUGGAACUUAGUUCCCAACAGAGAAUGGUGGAUCUAGCCUUAAAGAACAGACGGAUGCUAUGUUGACAGAUGAGAGCGAGUGUGUGUCUGUCUCUUUGGGUAGGAAGGGUUCAGCUGACUGGGACAUGUCGAUUCCUGGGCUCAGUGGUGUGCGAAGACUACAGCACCGAAGUUAUGUCAAAUCACCGGAUGUUGCGUUUGGACAAUUCCAUUUCUACAUGAAUUAUGUUAUUCAAAGUCAAAAUCAGGGCUGAAUUCAUUAAGCCCAUUCUGUUGCAAAACGUUUCGUCUGUUGCAACGUUUUGUAACAAACCGUUCACUCCAAACGGAAAACGUUUUGCAAUGAAAAGGAUCGUUUCUAUUGGACAAAUUCAUGUAGGUCCCUUCCCAUUUCGUUCUAUUUGCUUCCGUUUGGUUCUUAAAUGGUAAACGAUUUCCGUUGCAAAACGUAAUUAAGAAGCCCCGGAUUACUUUUUGUUGUUGUUUAAAUUCCGUGAGAGUGACACAAGCAUCCAGGGAGCGCGCUUUGGAGUGGACGUCAGUCACUGCGCAUGCCAGUCAAUCCAACCCUUCCGGACACAGAGAACGCGCCGCGCAUCCACAUUCCCUCCCGCGAGGAGCGCUCAGCUGUCUCAUCCCGUUCUGUCUCAGCGCCUGGAAUUUUACCUCCCCGGUGCUGUUCACACCUUUCUUCGCCAGCCCCCGGGAAUAACGGGCGACCCGUAGUGCUCUCCGUGGCGAUGGUGUCUGACAUGAUCUGACAGAGGAAGACUGCAGCGAUAGUCUCUGUGGUUAUUAUGGGCUGUGCCCACUGUAAACAGAAAAAGGCUGCAGCCAAGGCAGCUUCAGCCGAGCUGUCUGACCCAUCUCCUAGCAACAGCCCUGAUGGGGUUGUGUCUACAGCAUUGGCCAUGCCCCGUUAUCACCCUGGCCCCACCCACCCGACAAUACCUGACUUCAACAAGCCUUUUGGCUCCGCCUGUUUUCCUAAUACCAACGCACAAACCGGCGCAGGGGGCGUCACAGGUGGAGGUGUAACUCUCUUCAUAGCAUUGUAUGACUAUGAUGCUCGUACUGAAGAUGACCUGUCCUUCCAGAAGGGAGAGAAGUUCCACAUUAUCAACAACACAGAGGGGGACUGGUGGGAGGCCCGGUCGUUGGACACUGGGAAGUCUGGUUAUGUCCCUAGUAACUAUGUAGCUCCUGUAGACUCUAUACAGGCUGAGGAGUGGUAUUUCGGUAAGAUGGGGAGAAAGGAUGCAGAGAGACAGCUCCUGGGACUGGAGAACCCCAGAGGAACAUUCCUUAUCAGAGAGAGUGAGACCACCAAGGGUGCCUACUCUCUGUCUAUCCGGGACUGGGAUGAUGGUAAAGGUGACCACGUCAAACAUUAUAAGAUCAGGAAGCUGGACAAUGGAGGAUAUUAUAUCACAACACGCACACAGUUCGACACCGUGCAUCAACUGGUGCAGCACUACACAGGCUGUAACGAUGGGCUGUGUUACUUUCUGACCACACCCUGUCCCAAUGCCACGCCCCUCACCCUGGGGCUGGGGCGGGACGCCUGGGAGGUUGCCAGGAAAACGCUGGCCCUAAACAGAAAGUUGGGCCAGGGCUGCUUCGGAGACGUCUGGAUGGGUAUGUGGAACGGCACCACCAAGGUAGCAGUGAAGACAUUGAAGCCAGGCACCAUGUCUCCAGAGGCCUUCCUAGAAGAGGCUCAGAUCAUGAAGAGACUGAGACAUGACAAGCUGGUGCAGCUGUACGCUGUGGUCUCUGAAGAACCCAUCUACAUCAUCACAGAGUUCAUGAGCCAAGGUAGUUUACUGGACUUCCUGAAGGACGGGGAAGGAGGGAAUCUGAAGCUGCCUCAACUGGUGGAUAUGGCUGCUCAGAUAGCGGCAGGCAUGGCAUAUAUAGAGCGUAUGAACUACAUCCAUCGUGAUCUGCGAGCGGCUAACAUUCUGGUCGGGGAAAAUCUGGUGUGCAAGAUUGCUGACUUUGGUCUGGCCAGACUCAUAGAGGACAAUGAGUACACAGCCAGACAAGGAGCCAAGUUCCCCAUCAAGUGGACAGCUCCUGAAGCAGCUCUAUAUGGGCGCUUCACCAUCAAGUCUGAUGUGUGGAGCUUUGGUAUCCUGCUCACUGAACUCGUCACAAAAGGACGUGUGCCUUACCCAGGUAUGAAUAACCGCGAGGUCCUGGAGCAGGUGGAGAGAGGCUACAGGAUGCCCUGUGCGGUGGGUUGUCCUGCCUCCCUCCAUGAGCUGAUGGUGCAGUGUUGGCGGAGAGAGGCGGACGAGAGACACACCUUUGAAUACCUGCAGGGCUUCCUGGAGGACUACUUUACUGCUACUGAACCCCAGUACCAGCCUGGAGAGAACCUGUGACCACGCACACAGACACAAGUGUGUACACACACACACACAACCUAUACAUACUGUAAGCCUUAUCUACUAUAUGUUGCUGUCUGUCAGGGCAGAGCAAUCAAACACAAGCCAGAAUUCUUCCUCUCCUCCUAUCUGCUCAGCUGCCCAGACCAGCAGAGGAAAGGGACUGUUGUCAGUGUACUAUGCCUUAAUAGCUUUACUGAGUUACCAUGACAACAAGGCUUCAUCUUUAGAUGGAGGUUGGGGGGGUUUACGGUUAGGAUUAGAUGGGGUUAGGGGUCAAGGUUUGUGGGGCUGUAGGGGACCAGUUUGUGCCUAAAAUCUUUACUUGUGUAAGAUGAUGAUUGUGAUGACUUCACUCCAAUGCUUUUUACUCUCUAAGCAUCUUUCAUGACGUUAAAGGGGAUUUUCUUUCUGCAACCUUUCUUAAACCUGAUAUUGACAACCCUGGUUUUUAAUUUGUUUAUUUAAUGCUUGUAUAUCUACUGUUUGUAUCUUAGCUAACACAUGGGUUCUGUUCAGCAGGGUGCAACGUUUCAGAAUAUUCAGAUUGACAAUAUGUUCUAUACAGUAUAUUUUUAUCAGGUAGAAUAGGCGUUUGUACCAGCUCUUCGUAAAAUGUCUAUGUGCUAUGUUCUGACUAUUUCACCUCUCUGAAUCCACGCAUGUUCUGUAUACAGCCUUCUGCCAAUGGGAGGGCCAGGCAAAGGGUCAAAUGAAUGCACAGAGGUCGGAGUUGGGACCGUGUGCAGGAGUGUGGGUUUUUAUGAUGAUUUUAACUUUUCUGUUGUUUCAGAUGUUUCUGUGCCUGCGGUAAAGUUAUUUUCCACAAUA